UUAGUUGUGUGACAGAGAUCCUUGAUGUAGUAUUAAGUGUGUGCACUGAAAUACACGUGGUGCUUUGCGAGAUUCUUCCACGCGAUUUUGAUGUGAGAAUGUUUCCCCGAUGGCCACUCUCUGGGGCACAGUUGAGGAACUACUGCCAGUGAAUAAGGAGCGCAAACAGCAUGCUGUGGGAACUGAGUCACCAUGUGCCUUCUGUGAGAUACAUGGACUAUGGAGCAACUAAACAGAAGUCCCUGUUCUUGUCCCAUGAUGGACUACAUCUGAGUGCUGAAGGGGCUAGGAGGUGUUUAGCAUCCAUACAGGACGACCUGCCAAACCAGCUGUGUGUGGAGGCUGCUGUUCAAGAUCCUACAGAAUGGCCAGCUCUCUCAGCCACGGAAGUACCGGUUCAGGAGCAUGACAGCACCAUAGCACUCUUUUCGGAUAUUGUGCAGACUAUGGAUCAUACUUAUAUAAAAGGGGAGAGAGUGUCUGGGUUUCAAGUGAUCGGGAGUAGGUCGGGCCCAGAUCACAUAUACAGUUCCUGUGCCCCCAAAGACUCAAGUACCCCUCCGAAACGAGGAAGCAAGAGGGCAGUGUCAACUCCCACAGGACAAACACCUACACAUGAACAUAAAAGGAUUGAACUGGAUGAAAAAACCAGACACAACAAAUGGUCCCUCGAUGAGACAUCCUUUCUGAGAGAAUACAGUCAGACAUUACGAAAAGAUGGCGAGUCAGAAAACAGUUUCUGGAACAACUGCGCAAUUGCAAUGAACAACAUGUUUGGUGGAAAAAACAGAACAGGGAAGUCCUGCAAGAUGGCAGCCUGGCGGUUAAAUCUUUCUGGUACAUGUAACAGCACCAUGUGUACUUCUGUUAAUGAAGACUUUGUGGAUUUUACGCCGCUGUCAGAGACAAAAGGAAACAAUGUGGGAACCCAGACUGAUUUGUCUUUUAAUAAUAAGCAAAGGUCUAACAAACAAGACUGUUUUUUUUUUGAACCAUGGAAAAAUCUGCAGGGGACAACGAAUGUGUGUGCUGAAACAGUAAAUACGGCCGCACUAAGACGUUUAAGGACCUACUCUGAGCUAAAAGAGUCUGAGAUACAGGAGAUCACACAAAAAAUAAGUUCCAGCUCUCCAAGAGAAGUAGCAGGGCAUAUAUUGUCUUCUCCAUUGAGAGGAAGUAUCAUUGUUGAACUUUUAAAUGAAAUUGAAUAUGCAGCAAAAGAAUGCUGUAACAAGGACAGUGUUUUGGCCCAAAAGGAUUUCUGUGACCUGGCUGAAUUUAAAUGGCAUGAACUCAUUGAUGAACUAUUAGAGCAACAGCCACUGCUAGCUGAUGUUCUCUUGGCUGUGUCUCUACCAACCUCUAAGAUAGGGAAUACAAAAUCUGUUCAGAGCCUUAUACCGGUCAUAUCUACUGUGUUUGGAAUGUUGAUGAAAACACGAUACCAGGAGUUGUCGUUAGUUCAAAAGAUGAUCGCAAUGACUUUAGCUAAUGAACAAACAAGCCAAAAAGUGUAUGACAGACUUCAACCUUUGGGUGUCACUCUGAGCCAUUCAGGCAUGUUGUAUACCAUGGAUCAGAUAUCGGGACACUUUAAUAAUGAACUAAUUGAUGCCAUUGCCAGUGGAAAGAAAUUCAGAAUUGUUGGGGACAACAUUAACUUUCAUGUAGGUUUAACCCAUGAACGUAAAUCAAGAGGAAAUGCAGCUCAUAUGGAGCAUUGGUUUGGGUCAAUGGCUAUCAUACAAAACCUAAGUUUUAGUCACCUUUCCCACCAUACACCAAGAUGUGACCUGCGAGCACUGCCUGUGUCAGUAUUCUUGUUAGAAGAAAAGGAUAUUCAAAUACUGAAGAAGAAUAUCUCCCAGCUGAUUUCCCGAGUCAUGACAGAGUUCUUCCCCUGGAUGAAGUUCGCAAAAGAAACGGCAAACAAACCAAUUCUAGGCGAGUUUGCUGAAUUUCCAGAGUUUAGAAGAAAAAAUCAAGUCAUUCCUCUCCCAGUGAUGUCGAAAAAUGAACAGAAAUAUUCAGAUGUGGUAGAAAUACUAGACUCCUAUGAAAAUCUUGUAAUAUCUGUUUGCAACCAGGCAAAUGUUGAAGCAAUGGAGGUGCACAUUGGUGGAGACCAACUCACUCAAGAAAGAUUUUCAGGAGCUAAGCGCUUAAGAGCAGCAGCACUUACUGAAAUGGAGAGAUUUCACCAUUUGACACCAAUUACAUUUGAGCUUUUCCAUUUACAGAUGGCUGUUCUCACUUUGUUUUAUCAACAACUCUAUAAUACAACAAACACAGAGCCCUUCACACUCCAUGCACAAAAGAUUCGUCUGCUUCGAACAGAUGCUGAUGGUAAUGACGUCAAAAACCAUUAUAAUCAUUGCAAAGAGCUGGCAGUAUCUUUUAUCAAAUCGUACAUAAUUGAGGCAGCAUGUGAGCAAUUUGGCAUUAAUGACUACAAUACUGUUCCUGAUAUUCAUCUACCGAAUGAUGAUGACUCAGUCUCCUCUUGGCUAUUGGAAGUAGUUCAACCAAUUACAGAAAAAAAUCUCGAUGCUUGUAAACUUGAUAGUGACUUGGACCAUGGAUACUGUGACAAAGCAUCUGACUAUGCGAACCUUGUUCUACAACUAGGUGUUCUGUUCAUGGAAUUGAAUGAUGUGGUAAAAUACCCAGACAGAGAUAGAUUACUGGCAGUCCUGAAAAUACUUAUGGUCAUCUUAAAAGGACAUAACACCAGAUCGAAGUAUGCUCUUGAAAUUCUUCGUUUAUUGUGUCAGCAAUUUGCUUUGUUAAGUGAGAGUCAGGCAUAUUCUAGUUUGUAUGGAAUGUUUGUUAAUACUGGGGGGAAACUUGAUACAAACAGUCCAGCUGAUUUAGAAAUGGAACACCUGGUUAGAUUGACAAAAGGUCAUCUGAAAGCGAUGUGUUCUAACAAGUCCGAGUCUUCAGUGCGAAAACGAAAUUGUGCAUUUUAUGGUAUGAAGAAAAUCUGUGACAACUUUGAUGAACAAACAAAAGUUGUUCAUCGUGCUCAAAAGCACAAAGUGUUGUCAUCUGUUGAAGAUGAAAAGGCACUUAUUAAAGACCUGAGAAAAGUGAGGCCAUUUCAGCAUGUGUGUGGAAGACAAAUUGCUUCAAUGAAGCACUGUCCCAAAAAUCCGGUAAAGAAGAUUAACACGGAAGAACUGCACAAAUGGAUUUCUCAGAACCAAAUUAAGUUUUAUUAUGAAAUUGGACGUUAAGCAAUAUGGUAACAUUGUUAUGCUUAAUAGUUCUGAACUCUUUAUUCAAAUUACAUAGAAUGUUUAAAUUUUACAAACAUUUUUAUAGACAAGGAAUUUUUAAUACAGAAACUGUUUCCCAUAAGGCCGAAAAAAACAAUCUUGUUUCUGGUCACCAGAUUGACCCUCUUUUUUCUAUUCCCACCCAAUCUUUUUGAUUGACACUUUCUUUAAAUAUGUCAAAAGUCAAUUAUUUAUAAAUAAGUUCUUUUUAAGGUAUAUUUGAUUUUUGUUUAAGUAAAAUAAGCAUAGAAGCACAAUUAAGAACAGAACAGACCUUUAUUAGGUAACUUAUACUACAUGGUAUAUCGUUACAAUCAAAUGUUAAUUUAUAAUAAUAAAUCACGAAACUCCCGUACCAUUCUCACACAUUUUCACCCAUACGCACUCUCCUUACUAACAUUUGCAUUAAGUCAACAUAGAAUAUAUAAAUUUUCAUCAAACAUAAAUGAUAAAUAAAUCAACCUAAUCAAAUAUAUUUAAGAUAUUUAAAAUAUUCGAGGAUAGACUUUCCUAAAAAGAUGUGAAAAUUCAAUUAAUCAACAAAUCUUAUUUUUAAUAAAACUAUUAUUUUUCGCAGAACAGAUUAAGCCAAAUUUAAGACUUCAAUCUUUACAGUGAAGAAAAAAAGUAAAUGAUGCUGAUAGUGUAUAUCACGAAUCAAUACUUAACAAUAAAUACACACAAAGUGUAUAUAAAAUAAUAAAUGUACUUAAAUGUUUCAAGAAGGUCCUAUUCAUAUAGAACCGGUAAAUUACUUUAAAAAAUUCAUUUACAAGAUUUAAGCUUAUGCUUUAACAAUGAAAAAGUUAAAACAAAUAUACUAUACUCGCUGCUAUUUAAACAAAAAUGCAAAGACACAUUAUGCAUAAAUUAAAUCGAAGUAUAUAUAAUAAUCAAUUACACAUGCUUAUGUCAUUGUCAGCGAUGGUUUUU
Dreissena polymorpha is the source of this 4214-nucleotide messenger RNA. RefSeq lists its product as uncharacterized. Bases 171 to 3239 code for a protein of 1022 amino acids. NCBI's taxonomy places the organism in Eukaryota, Metazoa, Mollusca, Bivalvia, Myida, Dreissenidae. The transcript is spliced from 9 exons. The record is from RefSeq and is a predicted model, not a curated record.